This is a messenger RNA of Cladocopium goreaui, 4556 nucleotides long. The record is from the annotation of a GenBank genome assembly. NCBI's taxonomy places the organism in Eukaryota, Dinophyceae, Suessiales, Symbiodiniaceae.
GGCGUACGCAUUUCCUUUUUCGGUGCCAGGAUUCAAGACAUUCAGAACAUGGCUCACAUGCCGAAAUUCAACAUUGGGUAAGGGUUGUGCUGUUCUUCUUGGGUUCCUUCCACAGCUCUAGUCAAUGGCAAAAUGACGUGGUAUUAAGCAAGCUUGCUCUCUGCCCAUCAAAGCUUGUCUUCUCGUAAAGAGCGACCUGUUUCACCACAGGCAGGCGUUGAAAGCCAAAGGCAGUAGCUAGCGCCAAUGAUUUGACUUGAGCAUGGGUGGUGGACCAAGGGCUGCGGAGAGGAACAACAACGGGGGGGCGUUGGCAUCAAUGAAUUGCGCGACGUGUGAAAAGAUCAAAAGGAAAAGGCUGACUGCAUCGCCGGCAUUACUGCUAUGUUGGUUGAACAGCCAGAUCUUGUUUGCGAAGUGCUCACGCUGAGAUGCACAAGGCCUUUUUCUUGCCUCACGGUCUUGGGCGAUGCUUUUAGAAGAGAAAGGUUGCAAGGUCUGAUUCUGAGGGCUUGUUCAGACAAAGUUCAAGGCUUGAAGGCCGAAGGCUUGUCCUGAAGCAGGCAAGUUUCAGAAUAGUCUCGUUGAAAGAUCUGUGCGAAAGCUGCUUCCCCCGCUGAAAAGCCAUCGUGCUUUUGGUCAAAUUAGACACCCACAGAUCCUGGCAGAAGAUGCGCGCUGACAACCCUUUUAGGUUUCAGUUCGCCUUUUUCUUUCAGACAGCGAGUUUCACUGCUCAGCACUGACCGCAAAGUGCUAAUGUGACCCUUUCGGUCCGGCAGCUUGCCUUCGCUUGGACAGGAAAGUUGCGAAUAUCUGAUUGUCAGUCCCACCACGUGUCUUUGGCCAGGGUGAUAGCCUAGAACAGAAACGUGUUGGAGCCCAGCGAUGCGCAAGAAAGGAAACAAUGACAAGCGAAAUCGGCCCAAACCUGAUCUAUCCUCGGCAUACCUGACAUCGGCUUGACUUUGUUCCAGUCCUUUCCAACUCUCACUUUUCACCUUGCAUCCAAAUUUCUUGCGGCAGCACAUGCUUUGCCCAGCAAAGAAGGAGCUACUCCCACAACAUGCCGCGAAGGUUUAGCGGUGUAGCCCCGCAUUUCUGCCAUAUUCGCGCACUGAAUGAAGGCAUGAUACGAACUACAAGUACCAAAAGCGUGUACAAACAGUUAUUCAAAAGCUCGUGCAACAUUGCACGAACUUUCGGUACCUCUCAUUAUUGUAAGAACUUGGGCAGAGCAGACCAUCAACAGCACACCUCAACGAAUAAACCUUCCAAGUACCUGCAUGUGCCUCAGACUUGCUCGGACCUUGAACUUGAACUGAUUUUUGAACAUCCAAAGUUCGGCUUGCAACGUGAGACAGCUCAUUUCGAUUGCGUGCAGACGCACGGCUCUGUUCUUCCAUUCGCGCCCUUAAUCGACAUUUGUUGAUCAAAUUGCAACAUCAUUCCGAAAUACAUCUUUCCAUAGGGUAGACUCAGUAGACAGAUCAAGUGUGACCUUGCCAGUUCGAGGCCGGUCUUGGUCAAGGAAGUUUUUUCAGUUCUGACUGCACCCCAGGGCAUUUGUAAGACAACGAUAAGAUAUAGGCAGCCUUGGUUGCCUCAGGCUCUUUCGUCGCACGUCCUUUACAAUCGCAAGGGAGAUCGGAUUCAGAUCUCCUUGACCUGCAUUUUUGAUGGAAAAAGGUGUGGGGGCGCAACGCUCGACGUGAUUCGAUUUGAGCUGAGCUUUUAGCAGCCUGAUAUCUACGCUGUAUCACCUGUAGCUGCACCAAGCUGUGCGCUUCAAGCGAGCUUCAAAAUGGGAGCUUAGAUUUUGAGAACGCCGGCGGCAGUUGCAUCUAAAAUUUUCCCGGAAAAUCGGUAGCCCAAGUUGCCUGGAAGUGCGGUUCAUGUUCAUUAGCUUGUCGCUCAAAAAAACAUUCCUUCUCCCAGGUGGUUUCGUAGCAUGCCUCCGACAGGGCAAGCAAAGAUCAGAUUCAGAUCUCAUUGAUCUGCCGCUUUGAUGGCGCAACAUGAUUCUCCCCAGUUGGUGUUGAAGGGCUACUGCGGGGUGCUAGCAAGACAAGUGCAUCAUGACGGCCUCCACAAGAGCUUGAUGCCAGAGGCUUCGUCAUCCUGAUUCCUUAUGACUUCAUCUGGUUUUCUUUGGGUUGGACUUCGAUCUCCUGCUGUUGUUUUUUUCAAUCCUUCUACUCCGUGUCCUCCAAUUCUAAUUUUGUCCGACAUAUUUGGGCAUUUCAUCCCUUCCGGUAUUGGCAGAUGUGAAAGUACGGAAGCUCUCCCCUUCGACCCGGCUACAGUUGCUGAGACGUUGGCGUGAUGCCUCUCAGCACAAGCCUUUAGCUUGCAUGCCUAUUGUUUGACCCACAGAGUGACGAUGUUCUCGCCUUGCGGUGCGAACAUGAUACCUGCGGCAUUUGUCCAGGUCCUGCAGGUGGCCGUUUUCCCUGAAGACCUGAGAGUUAUCUCCAAUGAUGGAACCUUUCUGACUUCCACCGCGGCUUUGGCAAGCUGAAGAGGCCAAGACGCAGAAGCGCACGCGCUAUGCGGCAAGAUUUUUGCGUGCCGUGGCCAUCGGACUUGGACUGCAAGACGAACAUUCUUCGGGGUCAUGGCGCCCCAGCCUUGUGCAAGCCACGGAAGCACAGAUGGCACGCGAUGAACCUGAUGAGCCAUGACCAACACGAACAUUAGGUGUCCAUCUCUGGGACAUCACUACAUGCAUUUUGGUCCAUUUGUCCAAGAAUUGCUGCAAACGCCGCAGAAAAUGAUUAGAGCCAGGGGACCAGAAGAUCUUGCAAGAUCUCCGGCAAAGUUCGGCCAGCAUGAUGUUCACGGUGCUCGCGGGCUCGCGCGGGCUCGUGUGUUGGCAAGUUGCAAACUUUGGGACGUCUUGGCUGCAAGCAGGGCUGCGCAUCUCUAACACAUGUGACCUUUGCCACAAGAGUGCUCCCGAUGGCACACCAUGCAGCAGGCGUCCUCCUAGCCAGCUUGGACGCAUCCACAAUGCCUGCUGGGCAAAUCUUUACCUUGCGGCUUGGGAGCGAGGACAGAGCGAUGGGAGACAGUGGCCUGCUCCUUCCCAAUCUCUGCAAUUAAACUGCACAGGCUGCAGCACCCUCUCAGAGGUCUACCUGGCACUGAACUGCAGCGUAAAUGCGUGCAGUGCGGCAACAGGACAGCUGCAGCUCCUCUCACUGCCUCUGGAGGCUUCCGUGGAUGCUACUCACCUGGAGCCUGGCAUCCACUACGAGAUUUGCAUUGAUUUGGAUGGUGAAGAGCUCACAGACUUCCCCAGCGGGAAAGCUAUGUGGCAAGUCUAUGCAUCAGCAUUUUCCUCUCCUGGGCACUUCUCACUGCCGCUGUCACCCAGUUCGCAGUUGAAGGUUCCCUGCCUUGGCUGCUCCUCAGCACAAGGCUUCUUGGCAGACAGCUGCCCUUCGAGGAAUCUACAGCCAGAGGAUGCCAUGAACUAUUCGAACGCAUCCAGGUUUAGUGAUACAUGUCUUGGUGGCUCCGAAGCUGCAACUGACGCGACGUCUUUCGUGACAUCUGGGGAGGAGUUUGUUCUUCAACUGGACACCUGUUCACUGGCUCCAGGGUCACAUUUGCCCCUGUGCACCGACAUGGAUGGCUUCAGCUCAAGGCUUGAAAUCGGAGACUCCGGUAUUGAAGUCUAUGUUAGUCCAUUGACAUCAACGGUGGGACCAUCAAGGCUGGUCAAGGGGCAGAGCUCGGUUCUUACCGUGGCUUGCACAGGUUGUAUUAGUGGUCUUUCAACAGCCCAGCUGGCCAUAGCAUGCGACGAGUCACCGAAUGCUGUGCCUCUUGCCAUCUCGCCCAACAGCACCAGCGCGGUUCAGCUGCAAGAAGGUUCACAAGGUUUCACAGCCAGCUUUGACACUCGCGGCUUGGGGAGCGGCCGUCAAUAUCAGGUAUGCUUGGACUUAGAUGGUGCUGGAACGCAAUACCGAGCUGGUGACUCCGGGAUCUCUAUGUACCUGACGGCUAUUGCAUCAAUCAGCUUCGAUGAAAGAGAAGAGUCUGAACCUUCACAGCCAAGAAGAGACGAUGUUUGGCGCUGCUGCACACAUCGAGGAUUCUGGUUUCUACAUCGAUGUCGCUUGAGACCUCACUGUGCGGGAAGGUUCGUUAUGCUGAAGCGCACGUUGUGCCCGCUGUGAGGCCCUUGGCCAGAUCUUCUUUAGCUAUACUAUAUAAGCUUUCUGUAGUUUUCUGUGAGGAGGGCCACAUUGGCCACAGAACUUGUCAUGGACAUUACUGCAAGUUUGUUUCCCCUGUCGUAUCUUGUCAUCAAAAUGCAGUGGCGAAGGCUGUAGGUGAGAUCUCUAAUCUACCCAUUAGGUUGGAGUUUCAAAGGGGCCAGGACUGGCCAAGAGUUGAUUCUGUGCUUUGUUCAUGUUUGUUCUACAGUGAUUAUUGAACCUUCAUUUGUCUUCCUGAUGAGCUCCAUAAUGCUGCCACCUGUGCAAGACACCCGGGAGAUACUUGCGAUGGAUCAGGGCUGGCGCUGGCCCUUCCGACGAAAA